Messenger RNA from Penicillium digitatum Pd1, 2079 nucleotides. Its product is annotated as LIM domain protein. NCBI's taxonomy places the organism in Eukaryota, Fungi, Ascomycota, Eurotiomycetes, Eurotiales, Aspergillaceae. The record is from RefSeq and is a predicted model, not a curated record. Gene Ontology annotation, cellular component: nucleus; Z disc. Gene Ontology annotation, molecular function: transcription coregulator activity.
AUGUCCCAUCGCCGGGCAUAUUCCAAUGUGCCUAGCGGCGGCGCAAUAGGUCGGCCUUUGGCCCAGGAGCCACGCACGCAUUCAAUCCGAAAGAAUGUAUUCCCAGCACAAAUCAAUGCACGUACCAUUUCCCUCCCGGCAUCUCCAACUGUGACAUAUUGUGAGAAUGGUCAACGACGACAUGAAAAGGAAGAGGCACGGUUACUGCGAGAGGCCUUGCAGAAAAUGGAUGUCCUGGAUGACAUUAGUCUUCACCAAGCAGCCCAGAAUGAAGCUACAGAGCUAGUUUGGAUGCACCAAAAUCCUGGCAAAGCUUUUAAAAACCCUUAUGCGCCAUACCAAAAUCCAGAUGCCAACAAACACAACCAGAGCCCUGUCCGAAAUGGUUCGCGAGGAUCUAUCCCCCCGAUAAAUAAAUUCAGCCAGUCCACAGGUUCAAAUUUCUCCUCGGACGGUAACUCUAGUCCUGAGUCAGUUCGGAAACGAUCAUCCCUAGCUGGACCCUCGAAAAAGAAUCUCAAAGUUAACUUUAAACUCCCCGACGAGGAGCCCGAGCAAUCCGUUGCCCCCCAAUCACCGACUGUCAGCAACGUUUCACCGAAAGGGAUUUUCAAGGACCCCAACGACCAAAUUUACGAAGCGCCCAUUGAUACUCGGAAAAAACCCGAGGCAAAGCCGGAAUUCUUCAAAUCUGACUCGUCAAUUCUGAAAAACAAGCCACGCAAUGCUCUGGGGCGUGUUCCUAAGCCACUGCCUUGGUUGCAGAACAAAGCUCACAGUAGCCCUGUGAUGGAGAAAAUCUUAAAAUUUGAAGUUCACAAGGACCCUCCCAGCCAGUCGCGUAACGCUGGCUACACUCGAAACGAAAGCACGACCCCUCCUCCGACUCGGUCGAACAACGCCGGUUAUACCAGAAAUGAGAGUGCUACUCCUCCUCCCUCGGAACCAAAAAAAGGAUCCGCCCCCACCCAGGAUGGAAGAGAAAGACGCAGUGACGAAAUUCGCGCAGCUACGAGCAAAAGACGGGGAGAUCGGAGUGAAAAGUUACCAAUGCCUUCAGCCGUCAGUGAUCGAAUUGGACGCCCGAUCGUGAGCUUCGACCAGACCUGGAAACCAACUGACCAGCCGAAGCCUGUUCGUCCAACCCUGCCCGUGGUUGAAGUGGCAGCACCGACCAUUGAAGUCUCAGCCCCUACAAUCGAAGUCUCCGAGCCAUCUCCAAUCCCCGUGGUCAACAUCCCGGACAUCAAAGUACCUACUAUUUCUGAGAUCGAGGCCUAUUCCAAGCAAUCGACUAGACCACUGCCCCAGCCGACGAAAAACAGCCUCAGUAAACAGGCGUUUCCGAGACAGCAGGGAUCUGAGUUGCAGAGCCGUUGGUACUCGCCAUAUACACGGUCUGGUGUCCCGACUGCAAGCUGUGAGCUCUGUACGCUAUCCAUUUCGGGCAAAAUUGUGACCGCUGGCGGAUGCCGAUUCCACCCAGAGUGCUUUACCUGUUUCCACUGCCACACAGCUCUCGAAUGUGUGGCUUUCUACCAAGAACCGGAGUCUAGCAGAGCCGAGAGACUAGAAAAAACCGAGGCUGAUGACCAUGAGGCCCGUGUACCACGCUUCUACUGCCAUCUGGAUUUCCACGAAAUGUUCAGCCCACGUUGCAAGAGCUGCAAGACCCCUAUCGAAGGAGAAGUGGUCGUGGCAUGUGGUGCCGAAUGGCAUGUCGGCCACUUCUUCUGCGCAGAGUGUGGUGAUCCCUUCGAUUCCCAAACUCCCUUUGUCGAGAAAGAUGGCUUUGCGUGGUGUCUCCACUGCCAUUCCCGCCGUACCGCGCCACGUUGUCUGGGCUGCAAGCAGCAAGUCAUGGACGAGAUUGUCAUCACUGCAAUUGGCGGCCAGUGGCACGAGCUCUGCUUCACUUGCCACGAGUGUGGUGAUGGGUUUGGUCCGGAGGGCCGUUUCUUUGUUCGUGAAGGUGAGCCCAAGAGAACAGCGAAGGGCCGGGUCAUCGGAGGUCCAGUCCAACUGGCUGUUUGUGAGAGAUGUGAAGGUAUCCGUCUAAAGGCGCCUGGGAUGUGCUAG